Messenger RNA from Hyaloscypha bicolor E, 1189 nucleotides. RefSeq lists its product as uncharacterized. The transcript is spliced from 2 exons. NCBI's taxonomy places the organism in Eukaryota, Fungi, Ascomycota, Leotiomycetes, Helotiales, Hyaloscyphaceae. The record is from RefSeq and is a predicted model, not a curated record. Bases 167 to 1105 code for a protein of 312 amino acids.
GAUAGAUUCAAUCUACUGGGACAUGCCGCAAGCUUUGCAAAGAGCAUAUCCGUACACGGUAAUUCCGGAACUGGAUACGAAAUGGUAGACAUCGGUACCUCGGACAUUGGUACGCAAAAGAGUUCAAUCAGCUCACAAUAUUGCCCCUCAUAUUCUGCAACGUGGGAUGAGGACAUUGAGCAGGAUGGAAAGGAUGGAGGGUCCUAUAAUAUCUUCACGGCAAUUGGAAGCCCAUUACCCAACCUUUACCAGCCGAACAACCUCAGCGUCGAAGAAUACUCUUCAUUCCGUCCUCCGGUUCCUCCGCCGAUCUGGCAGAUAUGGCUCGCACGUCUCCUAUGAAUAUGCAAAUCCAGGCGGCUUCGGCUAUGAAGAACGGAAGUUCAGUGGAUGGCGGGGAGGCAUCUUAGCAGCAGCUACGAGUACGGGCAUUGUGCUGCUUAUCAACUUGACAUUCACAAUAUGGGCGGGCUCGACAUCCAAGAGCGGUUUGCGGAUUGGCACAUUAUAUGAAGGCGAAUGUGGCACCGUAAGGCAUGCCGACACAUGGCUACAUAUUGCCAUCAAUGCCAUGGGAACCAUCUUACUCCGUGCAAGUGACUUCACGAUGCAGUGUCUGAGUGCCCCAACACGGAGUGAAAUCGACGUUGCUCAUUCUAAAGGACGAUACCUCGACAUUGGACUUCCGAGUUUAAAUAACUUGAACGGAUGGAAAAAGAAAGUAAUGUUUACGUUCCUAGUUUUGUCCACUCUUCCAUUACACUUCCUUUGGAACUCAGCGGUUUUCACCACAACCCAGAAUCUCGAUUACAAUGUUUUUGUAGUCGCGCCCAGUUUCCUCAACCAAUCGACCGUAGACUGCAUCCAGAACGUCACCCUGUUCAAUACCGGCGUUCUUGCUACAGACUACUAUCAAACCCCGCUCCAAUAUGGAACCGCAAGCAACGGUACAGCUGUAUCCAACGAUAAUCAAUUCUGGCAAGCCGACGUCUGCAACAUCUCCAAAGCACUCCUGGCCAACUCCACUGCAGGGACACUCUCCCGUCUCAGCAAUGAAGAGUGCAUCAACGCCUACGGCCCCGGAAAUGGCAACAUGAAAGGCUGAUCCAACCUGCUCGCCGUCACAAAACCCGCAGCCGCACUCUCACACCCAAAUAACACAAUCCUCUUGCAAUUCCGGUACCAAGAA